AAGCGCCGCCGGAAAUACUCCCCUGGGCGGAAGCUUCUGAGCGCGAUAUAGCGGAAGUGCCUUCUCUUCCGGCCUCUUUGGUCUCGGCCACAGAAGCGCGAUGACGAAGGGAACGUCAUCGUUUGGAAAGCGUCGCAACAAGACGCACACGUUGUGCCGCCGCUGUGGCUCUAAGGCCUACCACCUUCAGAAGUCGACCUGUGGCAAAUGUGGCUACCCCGCCAAGAGGAAGAGAAAGUAUAACUGGAGUGCCAAGGCUAAAAGGCGAAAUACCACCGGGACCGGUCGAAUGAGGCACCUAAAAAUUGUGUACCGCAGAUUCAGUAAACAGUGGUACGAGUUAUGAGUGUCUAGAGCAUGGUUUGAGGCAGACUCCCCAAAAUGGCAUGGAUUCCGCGAAGGAACAACACCUAAACCCAAGAGGGCAGCUGUUGCAGCAUCCAGUUCGUCUUAAGGAUUUCGAUGAUUAGUCACGCAAUAAAUGUUCUGGUUUUAAAAAGUA
Molecule: messenger RNA, 502 nt
Organism: Diceros bicornis minor
Lineage: Eukaryota; Metazoa; Chordata; Mammalia; Perissodactyla; Rhinocerotidae
Gene: RPL37
Product: ribosomal protein L37
Exons: 5
Coding region: 101-346 (81 amino acids)
Biological process (GO): translation
Cellular component (GO): ribosome; cytosolic large ribosomal subunit
Molecular function (GO): structural constituent of ribosome; RNA binding
Source: RefSeq, a predicted model, not a curated record